AUACUAAUCAAAUUAUAUAAAUUAAAGUGACUUCGUUAGCAAAUAAUUACGAUUUGUAUUUUGUUUCUUUGCAGAAGGAACUCAGCAACUGCAGCAAAUUCUGCAUUAACCUCAUUCUAGAAACUGCUUCGUAUAAUAUCUGUGUUAUUGUAACCAAGGUCAGCGACUUACUUAGUUAUGGUGAAGAAGAAACGUCAAUCAGAUGUGCAUGAGGAUGGCUCCUCCACAGACUCCUCUGUGGGUCCAUUGCAUAGUCCUACAACGGGCGUUGGUGUUUGCCAACAUGUAAAGAAGGCUGUUGACCCCACUAAAUUGCGCAAGGUACUAAAAGCUAGUGGCUUGGCCACGGAUUGUAUGCAAUGCUCUAAGCAAAGCGGUACUUCACCUGCUGCAGAGGUUAAGGAGUCUUCCAUAGAUGAAUCCAAUUCCGGUUUCGAGUAUGAUAAUACACUCUGGUUAUGUUUGAAAUGUGGUUCUCAACUAUGUGGUCGGUCUAGGAAUCAACAUGCUUUGCAACAUUACAAAACACCUCAUUCCGAUUCACAUGCCCUCACAAUGAAUACACGUUCGUUUGAGAUAUGGUGUUAUGAUUGCGAUAACGAGGUUAAACCUAAUUCGCGGAAAAAUCUUUUGGAAUGUGUUGAAAUAGUAAAAAAGGUCGCGCAAAAGCCAAUUCCUAUCGCCUCACCAACUACGAAUACACCUCUUACCAAUAUAGAGGGGAAAAUAAUUGCCACGUGGGAAUCUUUGCGCCCACUAGUUGAGCUUCAACCCGGAGGGACACCGAACAAACCAAUACCGCUACCGCCACCGCCACCGCCGCCCAUACCUGGCAUGGCAAAGCGUGUAACUGCACCCUCAAUUGUAUCUGUUCCGGCCGCAACGUCGCCCAUUCCACCCUUGAUGAGUUUAAAUUUAUCAAAUACAGUUGACCCGCAAUUUGUCGAGACAUUGCCGCGCGUGCGUGGUUUGACUAAUCUUGGCAACACAUGUUUCUUCAAUGCAGUAAUGCAAUGUCUGGCCCAAACACCAUAUUUGUUAGAUGUACUGAAGGAGCUGGCUGAGCCAGGCGAAGAAUUCAUUUUGCCAGGAGGUACUUUUAAGUUCAAAGACGACGAAGAUGUGCACCUACCAAUGAUCAAAGGGACGUUGUCAUCGUGGGGGGGUCUAACAGCUGCUCUUGCUCAAGCGUUGGAGGAGUUGCAAUUAGGAGGUGGUGUUUUUACCCCUAGCAAAUUAUUCGAUAAACUCUGUACAAAAUGUCCACAAUUUCGAGGUGGUGAUCAGCACGACUCCCAUGAACUGCUGCGCCAUUUGCUGGAGAGUGUUAGGUCUGAAGAUUUAAAACGCUAUCAGCGUGUAAUACUAACCAACCUUGGCUACAAGGAUCAGGACAUUAACAGCGUUUCGGAAGAGAUGCGUCAAAAAUGUAAAAUAUAUGGAAAUCAGGCUGCGGAUCGCAUACUCCGCCCAGAGCAAGUAUUUCGGGGGUUUCUCGUAUCGACUCUGACUUGUCAAGAGUGUUUUAAUGUGUCUUCACGCCAUGAAUACUUUUUGGACAUGUCGUUACCAGUUAGCGUGGAAAAGCCACAGCCACCUAUUAGACGCAAAGCCAGCCCUGAUAAUUCGCCCAAUGCAUGCUCGUUUUUCUUAAAUGCUCCGCCUGCAGGUCCCUCUAAGGCGCAACUAAAAAAAGAAAAGGAGAAAGAACGCAAAGCAAAACGCGCAGCUAAACAUCAUGAAAAUAAACUUAAGCAAAAAGCUUCAUUUGAGAAUAUGACAGGCGCCUCCGGAGAGAUUGUGGAUACGGCUCCUGAAAUCGGAUUUGCUAAACGCGAAGAUGCCGUUGGAUUUUCCUCCUCAUCAUCUUCAUCUGAACACUCAGACGCUGAUGUGGAAGACAACCUCGUAGAUGACAAUGCGGCCACAAAAACAUCGCGUACUUCUACUGCAACAUCUUAUGAUACAAAUGGAAACAAUCAAUUGCCUAACUCCGGCAAACCAGAGAAGCGCGAUGAUUCACCAGAAAAUAUGGACAAAGACUCACUCGAUGAAGAUGAAAAUGAUUCAGGUAUCGCCAAUAGCCCAGCGAAUGCUGGCAGCAACUUUUUACCCUGCUCUGAGACGAAUGGUUGUCACGCCGGCUCCGCAACCACAAAUAAUAGUCUAAUGUCAGUUGGGAUAAGUGAGAAAGGUGCCACGAUUGUACGUCAGCUAACAUUAACGGAGCCAGACGCAGCAGAGAGUGGCGCCGUUGGAUUGGUUAAUGGUGAAUUAAAAGACGAAGCAGCCUUAACUGCCCAACUGGAACAACUACAACUUAACGAACAAAAGGCGGCACGUAUGAAGGCUAAGCGCGUUCGAACGCAAAGCCACUCCGAUUGGAGUACGACAAUAGCACCGCGUUAUCAAUGUGAAGAUGGAGAAUGUUCAGUACAAUCCUGCCUUAAUAACUUCACCGGCGUUGAGUUAAUGACGGGCAACAACAAAGUGGGAUGUGAGAAUUGCACAAAACGCAUCAACGGCACCGAUCCAAAGGCAAAGACCGUGAACACAAAUGCAACAAAACAAUUUCUGAUAUCUAGUCCGCCAGCGGUAUUAAUCCUACAUUUAAAACGUUUUCAACUUGGCCCACGAUGCAUUUUUCGCAAAUUAACACGGGCCGUUAGCUUCCCAAUGGUACUCGACAUCGCUCCAUUCUGUGGGUCCAAAGUAAAAAAUUUGCCAAAUAUAGAUCGCAAGCAAAAGAAACUUUUGUAUGCGCUUUACGGCAUUGUAGAGCACUCUGGCGGCAUGUAUGGUGGCCAUUAUACAGCAUACGUAAAAGUACGUCCUAAGUUAUCGCGAGAUGACAGGCGAUGGAAUUUUUUGCCACAGGGCAGCAAAGCCGAGCUUGACCAAGACGACGAGCAGCGUAAAAAACUAGAAGAGCUGCUGGCAAAAGAAAAGGCGCGGGAAUUGCGCAUGAAAGCAGCCAAUGACAGCGAUGACUUUUCCAACAGUAGUGACAGCUUAUCUACAAGUUCCUCCGAUCCAGAUGAGGCUGAGUCGGCUGCAGCUGACACCAGCCGUGCAUACGGUAGGGAAGAAGAGGCGCGCGAUGUUCAGGUGCCAAUUGGCAAAUGGUAUUACGUGUCCGACUCCCGAGUACAAGAGGUAAACGAGGAAGCUGUGCUAAGAGCUCAAGCUUAUUUGUUGUUCUACGAACGUAUUUAUUAGAUGUUAAACUGAAACGAAACAUGAAAAAUAGACAAACAACGAUGUUGAUGAUCACUUAAUAGGAUGAUUAUCAAAUCAUCAUAUGUACGUAUGUUCGUUUUUUGAUAUACAGAGAAUUUGGAAAUCUCGAUUUAAGCGAUAAAACUGUAAUGUCUUUUCUGAUAUACCAAUUUUGAAAUUAUACAAAUAGUUAGGAUAGAAAGUAGAAAGGCUAUGGCGCGCCAAAAACAAAUACGGGAUGCCAAACAGAAUGCAAGCCAAUGGUACGAGUAUCACAGAGAAGCAUAACUAAAACGCAUGUCGGUGUAAGUUGUUGUUGUUGCCACACGCUGACAACACUCAACACAAAGCAUUUGGUUUUCUUACCUCCGACACACACAUACAACACACACGCUUUUAAUUUGUACUCAAGUAUUUGUGCAAUGAUUUAAAAACCUCUCGGAGUGUCAUUCAACCGUUGCUUCGUGCUAAAUAGAGGGAAUGCGAAAGAGAGAUAAGAGUCAAUUGGUGGUAUGCAUAAUCUAUUGUAUUUGUAUAAACUAACGGGCAAACUUAUUUUAUUUGAAGUUCCCUGCUAAGUUUUUACAUUAGUAAAUUUUUUUUUAGAUUUUACGUCACUUAAAAUUGAGAUUUUAAAUAUUAUACAAUAAUACAUAUUUUGAAAUUAAACGGGUAUUUCGGGGUAUACAUAUUUAUGCAUUUGUUAUAUUUUUUGCUAUCACCGCCACUUUGUUGUAAAUCUCUUAACAUUUAUGUAAAAUAUACCAUUGCUGAUGAUGCAUUUUUUUGUAAAUUCCCCACAUAAUGCGCAUACAUACUUAGACAAUGUGGUGAAGGUAUUCCCGCUCUGUAACUUAAAACUUUCCUAAACUUAAAUUGCACAGUUGUAUGUAUUUCAUUCGGAGUUUGCGCAGAGGCAGGUUGUAAAAGUAUAUGACGAGCAGAUGGGAUGAAGGGUGUUCGUUAAACACAAUAAUAUCUAACAAUUUUAAUUGUAAUUUAAUAUGUAUGAGCUUAAUUAUUUCUCAUCAUUACUAUUAUUGCAUACGAACUUAUUUAAAAUAGCCACUAAAUCAAAUGUGGACAAAUACUUAUAAACUAUGCGUAAAUAAUAAAUCGGUCUUGAAAAUAAAUUAUUAUGAAAUUUUAUGAAA
Anastrepha obliqua is the source of this 4373-nucleotide messenger RNA. It is a transcript of the gene Usp16-45, whose product is annotated as ubiquitin carboxyl-terminal hydrolase 45. Gene Ontology annotation, biological process: protein deubiquitination. NCBI's taxonomy places the organism in Eukaryota, Metazoa, Arthropoda, Insecta, Diptera, Tephritidae. The record is from RefSeq and is a predicted model, not a curated record. Gene Ontology annotation, cellular component: nucleus; cytosol. The transcript is spliced from 6 exons. Gene Ontology annotation, molecular function: cysteine-type endopeptidase activity; cysteine-type deubiquitinase activity; zinc ion binding. Bases 178 to 3219 code for a protein of 1013 amino acids.